AUGCAGAAGUUUUUGGUGAUCCAUACUCGAGGCUUCUCUAAUACCACAUAUGCUCAGAAAGCAGCAUGCUCUAUUGUUAAACCAGUGCAUCAUUUAGUUAAGAUCGAUAAGAAUAGAUUAUCUCCUAGGUUUCCGGAACUGAAUUACAGCAAGAAUGACAUUAGGUCACCAUCGUUUAAGCCAACUGAGACAUGUCAAGAUCGAGUCAGAGAGCAUUAUUUGAAUACUAUCCAACCUGAUCUUUUAUUGAUGAACUAUCAACAUAAAGCCGAUAUAAAGGAAGGGUUGAAGAAAAGAGGAUGGGAUGGUACCUCCCCAUAUCAUAUAAAUAGAGCACCAAGGAAACCAAAGGGGUCAGUAGCACAAUUCCCAGACAUACAUCCUAUUAAAUGGAAUAAUAUACCAGAAAUCAAGAAUAUUGUACUGAAUUGUUACGUUAAGGAAGCCAAAGAAAACCAAUUGCUGGCCAUUAGUGCGGCCUUACAAUUGCAACAAAUUACUGGUUGCAAACCGAAGAUGAUUUAUUCCAAGUCUGAUGUCCCAUCGUGGAAAGUUAGGAAAGGUCAUCAUAUGGGUGCUAAAGUAGAACUUUCUGGAUAUCCAAUGUCUCAAUUCUUAACAACUUUGGCAGAAAUUGUAUUACCAAGAAUCAGAGAAUAUAAGGGGAUAAGUGAUAAAUCUGGUAAUAGAUUCGGCGGACUUUCUUUUGGUCUUAGACCAGAGGACGUUCGCUUCUUCCCAGAGAUUGAUUCUAAUCAAGAUUUGUGGCCAAGAACUUUUGGUAUGCAUAUAAACAUCAAUACAACGGCUCAAACAGAUGAACAAACGAGAGCAUUAGUAAGUGCUUUCCAAUUACCCUUCCACAAGGCUUGA
Messenger RNA from Naumovozyma dairenensis CBS 421, 873 nucleotides. RefSeq names its product mitochondrial 54S ribosomal protein uL5m (gene MRPL7). Gene Ontology annotation, biological process: translation. Bases 1 to 873 code for a protein of 290 amino acids. NCBI's taxonomy places the organism in Eukaryota, Fungi, Ascomycota, Saccharomycetes, Saccharomycetales, Saccharomycetaceae. Gene Ontology annotation, cellular component: ribosome; cytosolic large ribosomal subunit. Gene Ontology annotation, molecular function: structural constituent of ribosome; RNA binding. The record is from RefSeq and is a predicted model, not a curated record. The transcript has a single exon.